ACUCUGGAAAUGACAGUUGGUGAAAAUAUGACUUUAAAUUGUAACGCUAAAGGAAACCCUCCACCAUCAUACCACUGGGAAUUCCCAAAAUUCACAAAAGAAUGGCAUGACAACAAAGAAGUGAUUGAGCCAAUUCUAACCCUACCGUUUGAGCUUCCAGGGGUCUAUACAUGCACAGCCUAUAGUAAACAGGGCAAUGUGACCAAAUAUUUCAAUAUCAGCGAAGCUCCAAGGUCUCGAACAACCUUUGGAGUCAUAGUGGGAGUGGGUGUGGCUGUCGGAGUUUUGCUCCUCAUUGCUGGUGCAUAUUUUGUGACACCUAAUGGAACGUUCUCUUUCAACAAAGACGGCUAUCAACCAGGAACUCCCUCAGGACCAGUAUAAGGCAGACUUUUUUUUAAAUUCAGAUUUGCAUGGCUAUUAUUUUAAUUUUUGUUAACGAUUUUAUUUGGUGCUUGGACCCAAAAAUUCUGUAACAUGUCUUUUAAUGGACAAAGGACAUGUCUGCUCUGCAUGCUCUGUGGGUGUUCUUCUGCUCAAAGCUGUAGCUUUAAAAAUGCAUUAUCUUGUCAACUAUCUCUAAAGCUCCACUAAUCAAGAUUGCUGCCCUAACAAACAUAUAUAAUACAGGAAAUGCGUUUAAAUGCACUGCAGUAACCUUUACAAGUCUGUGUAUAAAAAUGCAACAGAUAAAUAAUUAGAUUUCAUCCCCACUACAGUCUUAUUUUGGAAGCAUGAUGUGCUUGCUGGCCUUAUUUGGAAAUCUUUACUACACAAAUGCUUCCUGUUUCAGUUUUAAUCAGGCUAAUUCGAACCUUCUUGCAUAUGGAUGUGAUGUUUUCCUCUCUCCUGCACAUUUGCACAAGUCUGUAGCUGAUGUCGAGAUGGCUACUUGAGUGCACAUAAACUCAUUUAAUGAAUCAAGCUGAUGUUGGACUCAGGGGAAUUAACACCUAACAGGCGCUCUUUUUCUAGCUCAUCAUUUUGGUUUUAUGGCUUUCACACAUACUGUAUGGUUUGUUCUGUGCUGAUUAUCAGCUUCGUGCUGCAGCAAAGCUCCGAUGAAGCCACUAUAUCCUGUCCAUGCAAAACUACAAAUGAAGACAAAGGUCGUGAAGAAGAGCCUCACAUGUGUCAGAGGAAUUAAACAGAGCAUAUAUUUUGGACACAAUUGCUGUAAUACGUUGAUACAGCUAUAUAUGGUCAGAGUGGAUUUCUCAGCUUUUUGUGCGGUUGUGCUUUUGGGUUAUGUUUCUCAUCUAGUAAUUGUGUUAAAAAAUACUGUUUUUAUUGUUCAUAUGACUUGAUAAUUGGGUACUAUUUAACAGCAAUUGUUGCCUCAUCUGAAUUGUGGACCUCUUGUGUGUCUUUAAAAAAAUAACAAUUCAUCAAGAAGUACAUUAAAUAUUUGCAUAAAACUCAUUUUUUAAGGAAAAAUUAGCAAUUCUAUGUCAGCAUUUUAUAUAUUCAUUUUGUUUCUACUCACCUAAACAUGUAAAUGCUUUGGAGGUACUUUUUAUGGAAUUACUUGAGAGCACAAUGUAGUAAUUACUUUUUUUAAGUAUUCAUUUUGGGAUAUGCAUAAAUUAUUCAUAUUUCUUUCUCCUUUUUUGUAAAAUUUGAUUUCUGUAUGCACUGGUACGUCUUUCGGAUCGCUUCAUAAUUUUUGCACUGAAUAGACUGAGAGUUUAUCAAGUAUUGCGCCAACUUUUCUCAUGACACAACAGUUGUUUUACUGAGUCUGCAUUUUACCAGAGUUUGUCUAAUUGUACCAGUGACAUGUUUUUAAGAAACUACAUGUGUGUGAUUGUAAAUCCUGAAUUAAACAAUUCAGGAGACGAGGCAAAGUCAAACCAGUUUGAUUUCUCACUCUCUGUCUUUGAGUCUGGCUACAUUUUACAAUGUUCACUCUGCCAUACUAAUUAGUUCUUAAAAAAGUGAAUGUAAAGAAGAUCAUUUGUGAUCCAGACUACUGUUGCCAAUAUAAACAUAUUUCUUAUGAAACCAUGUUUUUUUUCCUUCUCUGUCACUGUUCAAAUACUGUUUCUGUAUGCUCUGUGUUGCCCUAACAACCUGGCACAGCCACCAGUGCUCAAUUAGUCAUGGACUUAAAGGAAAAAAAAACAAGAUUUUUCAAAUGAGCAAACGUACAACAUUAACGUGUUUCGAUAGAGAACUUUUAGAGGGAAGAGCAUAUUCAAAGCUGCAAGUGAACUGAGCUCAUACUGCAAUGUGUAAGUUGAGAUUCCCAGCUGUGAUGUCCAUAAAUACACCAUAAAGCGUUCGAUUACUCGCUCCCUUGCACUGCAGUUGUGGUCAAAGCUGAUAGGCUGCGUAGCAUUCUGGUCACAGUUGGGAGUCUUACAAGCUACAUCCUGCACAAGACCAGCACUGCUGCCUGCUGGGAUUUCACAAAGCAUGGAGGUCAGGAGCAAUAGGAGGCAAGCAUGCAAGACGAAGGGAAAACAAGCGUUUCUUCACAGAGAGUGACACUGAAAGGAAAGAGAAAAUGUGGGUCAGGCUGAUAUGCUUUCACCUCUGUGUUCUAGGAGACUCACAUGACUCAAAAAUUAAGGAAUGAAAGUUUGGUGUUUACAUUUUAUUCUACUCAGAUUUCAAGCUGGAUGUUGGAAAAUGGGGGUAGGGGGUGGAGGAACUAGACAGAUGUAUUCACCCUAUAUUAGUGGCAUUUUAGUUCUGCAUAUACUUCGAUGUCUCUGCAGGCUUUUAAUAUCCUGCAUACUUGCUUCUAAGAUUACUGCAGUGCAGUAAGUGUUAUGCUGUUUUUCAGAGGCCUGCAACCUGUUACAUUUCCCUCUUUCCCUUUCACCCCCUCCAUCGCCCCCCAAGUCAGCUGGGAGGGAACUUUUGUUCCAACAUAAUUCCCUGCAGGGUUGCCAAGGUCUUUCAAGUUGGAGUUCUCUUUCUCUAGCCUGUUAAUCCACAGCUCGGUGCAGAAAAUAACAUGGGAAACAACUUUCUCACAUGGAUUCUUUUGCUUUGCACAUUUUGUUCAGUGUCAGGUGAAGGCUGCUCCCUAAUCCUCAAGCCGUCCAGGGUCGUGGUGGGCUUUGGGGAGUCAGUGUCUGUCAGCUGCGAGGCUGCGCGCCCUGUCCGUGUCCUGGGCUGGGAGUCAGCCAUCAGUGCUUCACACACACAAGAGGACCGGUCUGUCCAGUGGAAGGUAGACAGUCUCAUUGACUGGAUAGAGGAGCCCAUCUGUUAUGGGGUGUUUUUCACAGCUCCGAAACAAUGCGAGGAGAAGCUCAACCUCGUGCUCUACAAAACUCCAGACAGUGUCUCCAUCAGACAGGUGAACCACACCGGCCCCAUGGUGGCAGGGAAAGAGUACCAGCUGCUCUGCGAAGUUCAGAAUAUUGCUCCCGUUCAGUAUCUCAGCCUGAGGUGGUACAGAGGGCAGACUGAGGUUUAUAACCACUCCUUCUCUGAUCUCACCUCUUCCUCACCUGUCCAAGUAUCCUCUAUCCUUGUUAUCACACCAACUAAAGCUGAGAAUGGAGUGCAGUAUAAGUGUGUUGCAGAGCUGGAGCUUGGGCCAGAGGGACCACAGCCACCUCCCACUGUUACCUCAGAACCUCUCAAUGCUUCUGUUUAUUUUCCCCCGACAUUCCUGAGUCCUGAACCAGAGAUUUUGGAUUCUAUACUGGGGGGUGAGAUCAUAUUAAACUGCACUGCAACAGGAAACCCCACCCCAAUAUACAGCUGGCAAUCCUCCGUUCCCAUGCAGGAGAGGGUGGAGAAUGAAGCAACUGUUACCUCCUCCUCGCUGCUCCCAGGGACCUACACCUGCACUGCAUCCAAUACACUGGAAAAGAAAAGCAAGCAGUUCAUUGUCAAGGCAAAGACCAAAGGCGUUUGAAACAACCACUGUGGAGAGGGGGUUGGACGACCACAUCAGAAACACAGCGAGAAGUUUAUCUUUUUUACAGUUUUUAUUUCUGGUGUUUUUGUUUUUUUACUUUCACAUUUGCUACUCUGGCGAUGGAGGUGCAUAUUUAUGAGACGAUCUUCUUAUCAUCCAGAAUUAGUUCACACAGAGAAACAGACCUGAAUAUGCUGUGCUUGGUAAUUACCAUUUAAUUUGUCAGUGUUGUUUUAGGAUGUAGUUCACAUUUUAUGAGACAUUCUGUGUCUAAUUUGUAUUUGGAUAGGCCCUUUUUUCCUAUUAAUGAAACUAUCUUGUAACACUACAGAAGUGUAGCUACUCAUCAUAGCAGUAUGACUAGCACCAGGACAUGGCUGUAAAUAUGACGUCUUUGUUUUCUCAUCUUUAUCAAUACAAGUUUAAUAAAUGAAUUGUAAUAAACUUCUUUCAUGGACCAACAA
This is a messenger RNA of Haplochromis burtoni (Burton's mouthbrooder), 4347 nucleotides long. Its product is annotated as hemicentin-2. NCBI's taxonomy places the organism in Eukaryota, Metazoa, Chordata, Actinopteri, Cichliformes, Cichlidae. The record is from RefSeq and is a predicted model, not a curated record. Gene Ontology annotation, molecular function: integrin binding. Gene Ontology annotation, cellular component: membrane. Gene Ontology annotation, biological process: cell-cell adhesion.